Saprolegnia diclina VS20 is the source of this 1791-nucleotide messenger RNA. RefSeq lists its product as hypothetical. The transcript has a single exon. Bases 21 to 1730 code for a protein of 569 amino acids. Lineage: Eukaryota; Oomycota; Saprolegniomycetes; Saprolegniales; Saprolegniaceae. The record is from RefSeq and is a predicted model, not a curated record.
GCGCCUCCUCAGCAGAACACAUGGCGUCCGUGCAAGACCCAUCCGGUGACCUCGUCGAGCGGCUCUCGUACGCCAUCUCGGCGACCAAACCCGACGACUACCACGAGACCAAGACGCCGGUGGACCUCGAAGAUGGCGCGCUCGUCGCGGGCGGCGCGGUGCGCAUCUUUUCGCGCGAGGCCAUGGCGCUCUUCUCGCAGUACUUUGCGAUCGGCAUCGUCUACGGCAUGAUCCCCGCGCUCAAGUACCCCGUCUUCAACAACUACCUCUACAUGGAAGGCUACCAAACGACCGCAUACGGUGUGCUCGUGACGCUCGGCUGGUCGUUCAAGGUCUUCUACGGUAUGCUCUCGGACUGCGUCCCGAUCUUUGGCUACCGCCGCAAGCCGUGGAUCAUCCUCGGCUGGACAGUCGCGGCCGUGAGCCUUCUCAUCAUGGUCUUUACGCCGUUUGCCGCACCGUUUUGCGACCGCCGCAUCAACAAGUGCCCGAAGAAAGCCCCGAAACGCGAGAGUUUGACGCCGACGCAGCUCCUCCAGUACAACUACGACGCACCGGACAGCGGAACGCUCUUCAUUGCCCUCAGUGUCCUCACGGCCUUUGGCUACGUCCUCGCCGACGUGGCGUCCGACGCCAUGGUCGUCCAGUACGCGCAGCGCGAGCCGAUUGCGAUCCGAGGCCGCACCCAAACCAUGAUCUACAUUGUGCGCUAUUGCGGGCAAAUGGUGGCGCAGCUCUGCGUCGCGUUCUUGCUCAACGGCAAGGUCUACGCCGGGUCGUUCAACUGGUCGACGACACCAAACGUCCUGUAUGCGAUCUGCCUCGUGCCCAUCGUGCUUGUGAUCCCGAGCACGAUCUUCCUCCUCGUCGAAGUCAAAGUCCCGCGGACGCCCUUCAAGAGCUGGCUCACUGCGUUCUGGAACCUCCUUCAGCAGCGCGUCAUGUGGCAAGUGUGCGCAUUCAAGUUUUUCAACACGCUCUUUGGCAACUUUGGCGCGACGCCCGAAGCGCCGGUCGCGCAGUCGUGGGCGCUCGUCGAGCCGCUCAACGAGUCGCUCUCGGGGCUUUUUGGGACCAUCAUCAGCAUUGUCGUCAUGUCGGUCGUCGGCAAGUGGGGUCUCCAAUGGAGCUGGCGCUGGGUCAUCGCGCUCGGGACGCUCGGUAUCAUCGCGAUCGACGCGUUUGUGAUGAUGAUGACCAUCUGGGAGGUCUAUCGCAACCAGUGGUUCUACACGGGCGUCGCGCUCGCCGAGAACGUUCCGUCCGGCAUCCGCUUCAUCGUCGCCACAUACUGCGCAGUGGAAAUCGCCGACAUUGGCAACGAAGGCGCCACGUACGGCCUCGUUACGACCGUCUCCAACCUCUCGGGGCCCGUGGCGUCGGCCAUCUACAAGAUCAUCGACUCGUUCUUUGACGUGUCCCAAGAUGACAUUGGCCGCGACGACACGCGCGUGCGCUGGGAGGUGACGUACACCUUUCUCAUUGCUUAUGCCGCCAAGCUCUUCGCGCUCUCGUUUCUCGUGCUCCUGCCGCGCCAGAAGGCCGAGAUGCAGGAGCUCAAGCGAACCGGUACCAAGAGCAAGGUCGCGGGUGGCAUCUUGAUUGGCGGCUUCCUCGUUCUCCUUGUGUUCUCGUGCGUCGCCAACUUUUUGUCGAUUUAUCCGUCGACGAAAUGCUAUCGCAUCGUCGGCGGCAAGGGCUACUUUGCCAACGGCACCUGCAAGAGCUAGGCACGCUGCCACAAAUUCCUCCUUUUGUCGUCUUGUAAUGACGAGUCUUAUAUAUCACUCG